AUGUCUGACAGAGAACAAAGCAGCGGCAACACCGCUUUCGAGAACCCUAAGGCCCUCGAUUCCUCCGAAGGUGAAUUCAUCUGUGAAAACAACGACCACAGUCGCCACUCCCAGGAGUCUCUAUGUAAAAUAUAUACCGCGGGCAAAAACAACGAGUACAUUUACAUUGGUCGUCAAAAAUUCCUAAGGGAUGAUUUGUUCGAUGCAUUCGGAGGUACUUUGAAUCCCGGUUUAGCCCCUGCGCCAGUCCAUAAAUUCGCCAACCCUGCUCCACUGGGCCUUUCCGGUUUCGCCCUCACUACGUUUGUGCUAUCCAUGUUCAAUGCAAGAGCCCAAGGUAUUACUAUACCUAAUGUUGUUGUUGGGUGUGCCAUGUUCUACGGUGGGCUCGUUCAACUCAUUGCUGGUAUUUGGGAAAUCGCUUUAGAGAAUACUUUCGGUGGUACAGCCCUGUGCUCCUUCGGUGGUUUUUGGUUAAGUUUCGGUGCUAUUUACAUCCCUUGGUUUGGCAUCCUGGAUGCCUACAAGGACAAGGAAUCUGAUCUCGGAAACGCUCUAGGGUUCUACCUCUUAGGAUGGGCCCUCUUUACCUUUGGUCUUUCUGUUUGCACAAUGAAGUCAACUAUAAUGUUUUUUGCCUUGUUCUUCCUCUUGGCUGUUACUUUCUUACUCCUAUCUAUUGCGAACUUCACAGGCGAGGUUGGCGUUACUAGAGCUGGUGGCAUCGUUGGUGUGAUAGUUGCUUUCAUUGCCUGGUAUAACGCUUACGCAGGUAUUGCUACAAGACAAAACUCGUAUAUUAUGGUUCAUCCCUUUGCAUUACCUAGCAACGAUAAAGUGUUCUUCUAA
Molecule: messenger RNA, 849 nt
Organism: Saccharomyces paradoxus
Lineage: Eukaryota; Fungi; Ascomycota; Saccharomycetes; Saccharomycetales; Saccharomycetaceae
Gene: ATO2
Product: putative ammonium permease ATO2
Exons: 1
Coding region: 1-849 (282 amino acids)
Cellular component (GO): plasma membrane
Molecular function (GO): acetate transmembrane transporter activity
Source: RefSeq, a predicted model, not a curated record